CGGAAGCGGAAGUGCCCCGGCCAGAGGCGGGACUAGGAUCCGAAGGGGCUCGGGUUUGCGGAAGUUUUGAAGAGGGUCCGGUGCUGGCGAGCGCAGUGUUGUUUCAGAACAAGUUCCGGACAGAAGGCCUUCGCUUGUGAUCCGAGAGCCACCAGCUUCCCCAGGUGUGGGGCCGUAACACUGGGCCCGAUCCGAGGUCCCUGCUCUCGGCUCUCCUCGCACCCCGUUGGACCCCGGGGAACCGCCUCGCGUCUCCACCAUGUCAUCCAGUAGCCCCAAUCUCCAGAAAGCAAUAGAUCUUGCUAGCAAGGCGGCACAAGAAGACAAAGCUGGAAACUACGAGGAAGCCCUUCAGCUCUACCAGCAUGCUGUGCAAUAUUUUCUCCAUGUGGUCAAAUAUGAAGCACAAGGUGACAAAGCCAAGCAGAGCAUCAGAGCAAAAUGCACAGAAUAUCUUGACAGAGCCGAGAAGCUGAAGGAGUAUCUGAAACAGAAGGAGAAAAAGCCACAGAAGCCAGUGAAAGAAGCACAGCCGAGCUCAGCGGAUGAGAAGGGGAAUGACAGUGAUGGGGAAGGAGAAUCUGACGAUCCUGAAAAAAAGAAACUGCAGAAUCAGCUUCAAGGUGCCAUUGUUAUAGAGCGACCAAAUGUGAAAUGGAGUGAUGUAGCUGGUCUUGAAGGAGCCAAAGAAGCACUUAAGGAGGCUGUGAUACUGCCUAUUAAAUUUCCUCAUUUAUUCACAGGCAAGAGAACACCUUGGAGGGGAAUCCUAUUGUUUGGGCCACCUGGAACAGGAAAAUCCUAUUUAGCCAAAGCUGUAGCAACAGAAGCAAACAACUCAACAUUUUUUUCAAUAUCUUCCUCUGACCUUGUUUCUAAAUGGUUAGGUGAAAGUGAAAAACUAGUUAAGAACUUGUUCCAGCUUGCCAGAGAAAACAAGCCUUCCAUUAUCUUCAUAGAUGAAAUUGAUUCUUUGUGUGGUUCAAGAAGUGAAAAUGAAAGUGAAGCUGCACGGAGAAUUAAGACAGAGUUCCUAGUUCAAAUGCAAGGAGUUGGUGUGGACAAUGAUGGAAUUUUGGUUCUGGGAGCUACAAAUAUCCCCUGGGUUCUGGAUUCUGCCAUUAGGCGAAGAUUUGAGAAACGAAUUUAUAUUCCUUUGCCUGAAGCUCAUGCCCGAGCUGCCAUGUUUAAACUGCACUUGGGGACGACUCAGAACAGUCUAACAGAAACUGACUUCCGAGACCUUGGGAAGAAAACGGAUGGUUAUUCAGGGGCAGAUAUAAGUGUCAUUGUACGUGAUGCGCUUAUGCAGCCCGUUAGAAAAGUACAGUCAGCUACUCACUUUAAAAAGGUUCGUGGACCUUCUCGAUCAGAUCCUGGAAACAUUGUUGAAGAUCUACUAACGCCCUGCUCUCCAGGGGAUCCUGGUGCCAUUGAAAUGACAUGGAUGGAUGUCCCUGGGGAUAAACUUUUGGAGCCAGUGGUUUCCAUGUCGGAUAUGUUGCGGUCACUGUCUAGUACAAAACCCACGGUCAAUGAACACGAUCUGUUGAAAUUAAAGAAGUUUACAGAAGACUUUGGCCAAGAAGGCUAACCCAAAGACAGCAGUAAAGAUGUGUACCCUAUGUAUUAUUUCUUUCAUAGAUAUUUUUGCCUUUCUUGGAUGGCAUUCAGAUUAUUUCCACUAAAACUUCCCACACAGGGAAAUGUUCAUCUCACUCCAGCGUUACUUCAAGUUUUAUAUUGUACUUUUCCUCUGUUACCUAUUAAAUACUUCUGUUAAAAAAAUUACAAAACAGUGGGUUAUAGGGAAGUGAGUAAUACAUAAUGGCAAAAAAUAGAAAUUCCCCAGUAAAAGAAGAAAGUUAACCAUUGAUUAACAUACAGAUACUCAGAAUUUUUGUGAAUGAUGAUCUUUGCAAAGAACGUUUAUCUUUUUUUUUUUUUACUAAAAUGAAAUAGGGCUUAUUUUAUAUUUUGAAAAAAAUUUUAAGCAUCAUUCAUAUUAUCAAUGUAAAAUGUAUUUACUUCAUUAAAAAAUUUAAAAUAAUAGAAUCUUUACUCUCAGGGAUGGGCAGUAAAACAGCAGAGAGUACUGUGAUUGGGUUUGAGAGACUGAAUUGUGCUACAGCCAGUGCUCUGAUUUUCAGUAGGUUGGUUUUUUUUUUUUUUUUUUCUGUGUAGGUUUAAAUAAUUUCUUUCAAGGCAACCAGCUUUUGCAUUUAAAUUAUACCUUUCACUGUGAAAUCUCAAGAGAAACACUUUAAAUUAGGCACUUCUUUACCUUAAAGAAGAAAAUUGUCUGUUUCCAUGUGUUUUUGUAGAAAGAUUGACUAAAACAGCUGGUAAAUAAAUAAGAAAUUUUAAGUGACUUGUGAAAUACUGUAAUGGGAACCUUUGCCAAUGAGAAAAUGUUCUCCCUUUGGAUUAUGGGAAGUUUCUUGUGUAAUGUGGGAUGUGUGUGUACAUAUAUAUAUAAAUGUGUACGUAUAUAAAUUUUUUUAAUGUAGGUUAUCGAGAUUUUUUUCUGUCACCUUUUAAGUUCAGGGAACAGUUUGUCCUGGCCAAAUAUAUGUUAUCAGUAUAAUGCUUUAUGAAGAAAUGAACUGAUAGCUCAUUAAAUAAUAAACUACAAACAGGAUAUGUUGUUUUAAUAUCUUCAAGUAAAUAAUCUGAGGAUGUGCAUUACACACUUUAGCAGCAACACUGAGUUGUGCCUUGUACAUUUGCAUCGGCUAUACAUGCGAAAGAUUAAGUUAGCUAGAAUGAGGUAGUUGGGUUAAUAGUUCUACCUUGCAAGUGCUAUAGAAUAACUUGCAUUUUAAGGUAUACUUGCACAUUUUACAGACUAUGCUAUAUGGUUGCCUUGGGAUUUUCUGUACAGAUUGUUUUUGUUGAUAUUAAAUGGAAAUCAUAGUCCUGAAAAUACUGUUCUUAUGUGAAGUAAAUUGAUAAAACCUACUGUUGGCUA
Messenger RNA from Oryctolagus cuniculus (rabbit), 2971 nucleotides. RefSeq names its product vacuolar protein sorting 4 homolog B (gene VPS4B). Lineage: Eukaryota; Metazoa; Chordata; Mammalia; Lagomorpha; Leporidae. Gene Ontology annotation, biological process: vacuole organization; endosomal transport. The record is from RefSeq and is a predicted model, not a curated record. Gene Ontology annotation, molecular function: ATP binding; ATP hydrolysis activity.